AAAUAUCAGGACGUGUUGUGUCCAACAUAUUGUGAAAGGCAAUUGUUUCAUAUUCUUGAUUUUCGAUGCAAAUCAUUUUGGAACAGAACUGAUUUGAAGUUAAUCGACCAAGACCCUGAAUAGCUUCGAUCGUGGAAUUUUGUACUGUUAAACUUCAAAUAUACAGUUCAAGACGAGCCACACGCUGUUGUCGAUACAGCGUGUUGGGGCCAUUGAGUUUCAUUCAUUUGUUGCAACCUACCGGCAUUGGAGUUGCAUUGAAUAGAUCUGCGGAAGGCCAAACGUGUCCAAAUAAAUAAGCGCACUCAAAGAUAGGCAACUACUUGCCAAAUCUGAUAAUAUAAAUCAAAACUUUAGUCUUGUUAUUAUUAGUGGAACUAACUAUUGGUGAACAAGAGUGUUGAUUGGAGAAAGAGAGACAAGAAGUAGAAUUUUUAGAAACAGAAUAAGAGAAAGAUGUCUGCACAGGAGGAAACUGCAGCUGACAGGAAUGUCGAAAUAUGGAAAAUCAAGAAACUGAUCAAAAGUUUACAGGCAGCAAGAGGGAAUGGAACCAGUAUGAUUUCACUCAUCAUCCCACCCAAGGAUCAAAUCUCAAGAGUAGCAAAAAUGUUGGCUGAUGAAUUUGGAACGGCUUCAAACAUAAAAAGUAGAGUAAACAGACUGUCCGUGCUCUCAGCAAUCACAUCAGUACAGCAACGUCUCAAACUAUAUUCCAAAGUACCUCCAAAUGGGCUCGUCAUUUACUGCGGGACGAUCGUCACGGACGACGGCAAAGAGAAGAAAGUUAACAUUGACUUUGAACCAUUCAGGCCUAUCAACACAUCGCUGUACUUAUGUGAUAACAAAUUCCACACAGAGGCUUUGAUGGCAUUACUGGCAGACGACAAUAAAUUUGGUUUCAUCGUGAUGGACGGUAACGGUGCUCUAUUUGGUACACUAUCGGGAAACACUAGAGAAGUCCUUCACAAAUUCACAGUAGACUUACCAAAGAAACACGGUCGUGGAGGUCAGUCCGCUCUUCGUUUUGCCCGUCUCAGGAUGGAGAAGCGCCACAAUUACGUGAGGAAGGUCGCCGAGACGGCGGUCCAGCUGUACAUCAGUAACGACAAGCCCAACAUCGGGGGUCUCAUCUUAGCAGGGUCUGCUGAUUUCAAGACGGAACUCAGCCAGUCAGAUAUGUUUGAUCCUAGGUUGCAAGCUAAAAUUCUCAAAUUGGUUGACGUAUCGUACGGUGGAGAGAAUGGAUUUAAUCAAGCUAUUGAACUAUCAGCAGAGGUCUUAUCAAAUGUCAAAUUUAUUCAAGAGAAGAAACUUAUUGGUAAAUACUUUGACGAGAUCUCCCAAGACACGGGGAAGUACUGCUUCGGAGUAGAAGAUACGUUCAAAGCCCUCGAGAUGGGGGCAGUAGAAAUCCUAAUUGUAUGGGAGAAUCUAGACGUCACACGAUAUGUACUCAAGAACCACUCUUCAGACGAGGAAAAGAUACUUCAUCUAAAUCCAGAACAAGAGAAAGACAAAACCUACUUCAUUGAUAAAGAUACUGGUGUAGAGUUGGAAUUAGUUGAAUCAAUAGCCCUUCUUGAAUGGUUGGCAAAUAACUACAAAUCCUUUGGUGCCACGCUCGAGAUCAUCACAGAUCGAUCGCAAGAAGGAUCUCAAUUCUGCAAGGGCUUUGGUGGUAUUGGUGGCCUUCUCAGAUACCGUGUGGACUUCCAGCAGUUAGAUUACGACGAGGACGACGAUGACUACGGAGACUACGACGGCUACUAGAAAGGGGUCGCGACCCCCCGUCAUCUCGUAUCCUCAAUAGGAAACACAGAUGGACUAAAAAUUGAAUCUGAAUGAAAAAAACAAAAGAUAUUCGCCUAGGAUUUCAUGGUCAUUAUAAUCCUUUCAAUGCAGUAUCAUAUGCAGGGGCACAUCUAAGGGGAAUGCGCCUCUGCCUUCCUUUAGAAUUAUUUCCUAAACUUAUCCUUGCUAGACAUCGAGUCUGGU
Lytechinus variegatus (green sea urchin) is the source of this 1998-nucleotide messenger RNA. Its product is annotated as eukaryotic peptide chain release factor subunit 1. Gene Ontology annotation, cellular component: cytosol; translation release factor complex. Gene Ontology annotation, biological process: cytoplasmic translational termination. Gene Ontology annotation, molecular function: sequence-specific mRNA binding; translation release factor activity, codon specific. The record is from RefSeq and is a predicted model, not a curated record. Lineage: Eukaryota; Metazoa; Echinodermata; Echinoidea; Temnopleuroida; Toxopneustidae. The coding region runs from base 457 to 1773 and encodes 438 amino acids. The transcript has 10 exons.